Apus apus (common swift) is the source of this 1880-nucleotide messenger RNA. RefSeq names its product tRNA methyltransferase 11 homolog (gene TRMT11). Gene Ontology annotation, biological process: methylation. The transcript has 13 exons. The coding region runs from base 44 to 1423 and encodes 459 amino acids. Gene Ontology annotation, cellular component: cytoplasm. The record is from RefSeq and is a predicted model, not a curated record. Gene Ontology annotation, molecular function: nucleic acid binding. NCBI's taxonomy places the organism in Eukaryota, Metazoa, Chordata, Aves, Apodiformes, Apodidae.
CCCGGCGGCGCAUGCGGCGCGGGGAGGCGGGGGAUGGCCGGACAUGGCGGUGCCGGCGCUGCGGCACUACCUGCUGCUGCUGGCGCAGGAGCACCUCGAGUUCCGCCUGCCGGAAAUAACAUCUUUGCUCUCACUUUAUGGUGGACAGUUCAGUGGUGAACAGGAAAUUCAUGUAAAUUCUCCAUUUUGGAUUCUUAAUAUUCCCUCAGAAGAGAUGGCAAGGGGACUAAUGAAACGGACAGUAUGUGCAAAGUCUAUAUUUGAACUGUGGGGUCAUGGAAAAUCUAUGGGGGACCUCUUUGCAUCCUUGAUGAACUAUCCAAUGGACAAGAUGCUUCCAUAUCUACAGGCAGACUCUACCUACAAAGUACAUAUUCAUACAUUUAAUAAAACACUGACCCAAGCACAGAAAAUAGAAAAGAUAGACGCUCUUGAAUUUCUGCCAUUCAAAGGAAAAGUAAAUUUAAAGAAUCCAGAACACAUCUUCUGGAUUUUGGAAGAUUAUGGAAUGAAUCCUAAUAAUGUUCCAGAAGAGCCCUUAUAUGUGUAUUUUGGUAGAUGGAUUGCAGAUGGCCAAAGAGAACUUAUCGAGUCCUACAGUGUGAAAAAGAGACACUUUAUUGGAAAUACUAGCAUGGAUGCUUGCCUGUCUUUCAUUAUGGCAAACCAUGGGAGAGUAAAACCCAAUGAUGUUGUAUAUGAUCCAUUUGUUGGAACAGGUGGCCUUCUAAUCUCCUCAGCACACUUUGGUGCAUAUGUGUGUGGUACUGAUAUAGAUUACAACACAAUCCAUGGAUUAGGCAAGGCAAGCAGAAAGAACCAGAAAUGGAGAGGGCCAGAUGAAAAUAUCAGAGCUAAUCUGCGACAGUAUGGGUUAGAGAAAUAUUACCUUGAUGCACUAGUUUCUGAUUCUUCACGACCAAUAUGGCGAAAAGGGAUGCUGUUUGAUGCCAUUAUUACAGAUCCACCAUAUGGUAUCAGAGAAGCUACUCGCAGAACAGGUUCACAAAAGGAAACAGUUAAGUCAGCUGAAAAAAGCACAGAAAAUCACAUCUUCGUUUCAUCCAGUUACCAUUUAAGCGACAUCUUUUUUGACCUAUUGAAGUUUGCGGCGGAAUAUCUGGUGAUGGGAGGAAGAUUAGUUUACUGGCUACCAAUUUACAGGCCUGAAUAUACAGAAGAGAUCAUUCCCCGCCACCCCUGCCUGAAACUUAUUAGCAACUGUGAGCAAAUGCUUUCCAGCCACACAUCAAGGCGCCUGAUAACCAUGGAAAAGGUGAAAGAAUUCAAGGAUCAAGAUGCAAAUUCUUACUUACUGGACGGCCAAUAUAUGCCAUACAGAGGACACAAUUCAUUCCGUGAGAAGUAUUUCAGUGGUGUGACAAAGCGGAUUGCCAAGGAAGAAAAAGACAAUCAGAAGUAAAAUAUAAAACAGAUUAAAAAAUGAGGAAAGAAUGAAGAUCAUGUUUCCUUGUAAGGACAUCUGGAUAUGAACAUUCAUUUGGAUGCUUCAGAAAAAUAAAUACUGCUUUUAAUUUUAAAACAAGAUUAAACCCACAACACAGGUUGAGAGCAGUUCUUUUUAAUUAGCUUUGUUUAUAGUGAAUUUUAUUGUACAAGUUUUUUGAGUCUUAUUUAAUUGAUAUUUGUACUUUCAAGUACUAAUGAUGAUUGACUGAAACCAUUAUUAUUGUUCUUUCACCAUUAACGUUUACAAAAAAGUGGUAGUAUUAUUUGGUUUCUUAAACUGUGAACAUCUGGGUGUUUUAGAAACACGUGGUGGUGAUCAAGGAUUUCUUAUUAAGAAGACAAUUUUGGUUUCUUUUGUCUUUUUGUAAAUGGUGUACAAUAAAACAAAAGAUUGUUGUGAGGUUUUUUUA